UUUGAUGCAUUUGACAAAAGAGCUGCACAGCCAGGAGAGCUCUCUACUACUUUCAGAGAAUCACAAUGCCCAGGAGAGUAAUGGAGAAGGAAACUCUUUAUCAUCAAAUGCAUCCUCAGCACUCGCAAACUCCAGUUUGGCAGAUGCAGCCACGGACAGCAGCUGUACCUCUGGUGCUGAACAGAAUGAUGGGCAGAAUGUUAGAAAGAAACGAAGAGCCACUGGAGAUGGAUCUUCUCCUGAACUGCCAAGUCUUGAGAGAAAAAAUAAAAGAAGGAAAAUUAAAGGAAAGAAAGAACGUUCUCAGGUUGACCAGCUGCUGAGUAUUUCUUUAAGAGAGGAAGAACUAAGUAAAUCAUUGCAGUGCAUGGAUAACAAUCUUCUGCAAGCUCGUGCAGCACUUCAGACAGCUUAUGUUGAAGUUCAGAGGCUACUUGUGCUUAAGCAGCAGAUAACUAUGGAGAUGAGUGCCCUGAGGACCCAUAGAAUACAGAUUCUACAGGGAUUGCAAGAAACAUAUGAACCUUCUGAACGUCCAGACCAGGUUCCCUCUAACCUUACACGAGAACAGAAGAAUGUUAGAUCUCAAACAUCUACUGAUGGCACACUUCUGCCUAGUCCUUUUUUCCCGAAUUUCCUGGAACCUCUAUCUUCCCACGUGUCUCCAUCAUCCACUGGAACCCCUCUCCAAGCAAUCACAUCUUCUUUCCAAGCUCAUGGCAGUGUUCCUGCUCCAGACUCAUCAGUUCAGAUUAAACAAGAACCCAUGUCUCCUGAACAAGAAGAGACUGUGAAUGCUGUAUCGCAAGGCUCUGCUUGCAGUCUGUCCAAGGAAUUACUGCAAGCUAAUAGACUUCCCUGGUGAUCCAAUGGCUAAGACUCCACACUCCCAAUACAGAGGGCCUCAGGAACUAGAUCCCACAUGCUACAAGUAAAGAUUCUGCAUCUGCAACUAAAAGAAUCCUACAUGCCGCAAUGAAGAUACAAGAUCCUGUGUGCCGCAACUAAGACC
Messenger RNA from Cervus elaphus (red deer), 1012 nucleotides. RefSeq names its product zinc finger protein 106-like. The transcript has 2 exons. Bases 5 to 865 code for a protein of 286 amino acids. The record is from RefSeq and is a predicted model, not a curated record. Lineage: Eukaryota; Metazoa; Chordata; Mammalia; Artiodactyla; Cervidae. Gene Ontology annotation, cellular component: cytosol; membrane. Gene Ontology annotation, molecular function: RNA binding; SH3 domain binding.